AUGGGGCAACCGCAUCUGCCGGCGGGCCUGACGGAGAUCCCUGGUCGCUCAUCGUCUGGGGCUCAUCCAGUCACCCUUCAAUCCCCAGGGUACAUCCCCACCCGUGCUGAAUCUGUAACACCUAUGUAUCUGGCCCCGGAAACCUAUCUAUCAGAGCGGAACUCGUCUGUCACUUGGUCUAAUACCUCGAUUGACCCGGUCUACUCUACUGCUACUCAUACUGCUGCUUCUACAACGCCAUUUAUGCAUCCAUACUACGACUUUGGUCCCGCCCAACCCUCCAUGUCUAUGCCGCAGCAAUUUCAAGCAUCAGGAUAUACUCCUCAAGAGAUCGAUAAAUGGUGCAUGGACAGUGGUCUCAUCAGAGGCCUCUACCAGCCCACAUCUAUCCCUCAAUCCAGACCACUCUCAUAUCCAGCGGGGAUACAACCCCAAAACGCAAUCUACCCAGCUCUGAGCGACAUUCACGACGUAGACACUCACUACGAGACAUCAGAAUGGCUCCCCCAACCGAUCUACAACGCUGGCGUUCCCUGUUUAAGAUCCACGCAAUCCCAAGAAUUCUACCUGUCCCCCUCAUACCCCACAACCGCAACAUCCACUUCAUCUGUAAUGAGCACCUCGCCAGCUCCAACCACCUUUUCCGACUUCGAAUCUUCCUUAUCUAGCGUUGGCACGCGACAGGAUUCCCCCUCUUCCAACCGGACCGAUCUAUCCCGCUACGGUAUUCCAACCGGUGACGGUGCCUGGCGAUGCGCCCACCCUGGAUGUACAUCACAAUCCCUUUUUCGCCGCGGCUGUGAUCUGAGGAAGCAUUUCAACCGUCACCGCAAACAUCUGUUUUGUCGACAUGAGAACUGCCCGCAGUCCCGACAGGGUGGUUUCUCCAGCAAGAAGGACCGCGCACGGCACGAGGCGAAGCAUAAUCCUGGUAUUGUCUGUGACUGGGAUGGCUGCGGGCGGGUCUUCAGCCGUGUCGACAAUAUGAAGGACCAUGUGCGUCGGAUCCAUCGCCGUGUUAGUAGUUGA
Penicillium taxi is the source of this 1029-nucleotide messenger RNA. RefSeq names its product putative C2H2 transcription factor. Bases 1 to 1029 code for a protein of 342 amino acids. Lineage: Eukaryota; Fungi; Ascomycota; Eurotiomycetes; Eurotiales; Aspergillaceae. The transcript has a single exon. The record is from RefSeq and is a predicted model, not a curated record.